Cooperia oncophora is the source of this 2046-nucleotide messenger RNA. The record is from the annotation of a GenBank genome assembly. NCBI's taxonomy places the organism in Eukaryota, Metazoa, Nematoda, Chromadorea, Rhabditida, Trichostrongylidae.
AUGAGUCACGGUAGGCAGCGGACGUUGAAGAUAUUAUCUGCAAAAGAAACUGAUUAUGGGACAUAUGGCUGCGAAACGUCCGACGGAAGAAACAGAACUGAGGGAGAACUGGUAGUGAAAGCAGACGAACCCAGCAUAAGCACUGGCCCUCAGGAUCUCACAGUCAGUAAACUGGGAACCGAUGCGAAGCUUCACUGCGAGUUCACAAGACCACCCCACAAAGUGUUGUGGUACAAGAAUGGGCAGGAAAUCUGGCCACAGUCGGACAAAUUCGUAACAUUCGAGAAGAACGACAUCGGGGAGUAUUGUGCUGCUCUGAGCGAAAAAGAAGUUUCUGCCCCAGCCCAGCUCAAGCUCGAAGUGGCCCCUGAAAUAGUAAUUCAAGAAAACUUGGAAGAUGAGCUGGUGUUCAAAGCCCACGAAGAGCUGGCCUUCCACGUUGAGGUUACCGGCCACCCGACCCCCAUUGUCACCAUCUUACACAAAGACUCACGAAUUCAGAACAGGGCUGAAGUCGAAGAAUACGAUAACGUCGUUAGUGUCCGCAUGAAGAAUCUCAGCCGGGAUGACUGUGGCACUGUGAAGAUCACCGCAGAGAACCCAAUCGGAGCUACGCACAAAGAACUUAGCCUGACUGUUCUCGAUGUGCCUUCUGAACCACUGGGUCUGACUUCAGCAGAGACCUCCACAAACUCUACAAUACUCUCGUGGCACAAUCCCGAGAAAGCUAAUGGAGCUCCAAUCACCGGCUUCAUAAUAGAGCGUAAGGCCGUUGACAGCAAUCGUUGGCGUCCCAUAGGCAAGACAAACGCCACCACACUACAAUUCGAAGCAACAGACUUGUUCAGCGGUCUAGUAUACGUUUUCCGCGUCAUCGCUGUCAAUUCUGUAGGAGAGGGGCCACCAAGUCAGUCAGUUGAUGUUCUCACCAAAGAGGAUGAGGAAUCGAACCUGGACUCGUCUGAGAGUUCUCUUCUUGAGACUCCCAGUCCUCCUGAAGCGGUUUUUGACGGAGCAAAGGUGAUGUUGUCGUGGAGCGCAGUUCCCGAUGCUAACGCCUACCAACUCGAGCGGCAGUGUGAUGCAGGGGACUGGCUUGAAAUCGCUAAAGUGGAGAGUACAAACUUUGCGGAUUCAUCUUUGCUGCAACAAGGGUCCUAUUGCUACAGGGUGAUUGCUAAAGGCUCAGCUGCCGAGUCCAUGCCUAGCGGCUCCAGCGCUGCUUUGGUGGUACAUGCGGAUGUUUCACAGGGGAAGGAUAAAGGAAAACAUGUUGGGAAGAAGGAAGCCGAAGGCGAAUCGGAUCCCAAGGAGCUAGAAGUAUCAGAUGAGCGACAAGAGGAAUUACCCAAACCGGUGUCAAAGAAGCCGCUGAACCCUGUGGAUGAUAUUGUGAACACCAAACAGAGGCUGAAGAAAAGAAAGCCUGUGGAAAAUGAACGACGAUCGUCAAUCCAACAAAAUGUUGAUGAAAUGGUUACUCCGUCCCCGUCAGAGAUUAUCAAAACGAAAGAGGAAUUGGAAGAAGGCGAAGCUGAAGUGACAAGUAAGCUUGGGGCUGAGCAUCAAGGAAACCUUGGAACCGAAGAAGCUGGUAAAAAACCGUCCACUAGUUCAGAACCAGAUGCAGGAGCGCAUGUGCCUCCUGGUGGAACAGCAGCCACUGCGCCAACGGAUACGCGAGGUAAACCAUGCAUUCAACUCGAGUCGAACCGCGUAGAGGUGAAGUCAGGUGAAAGUACCACACUGAAAGUGAAUGUGACAGGAGGACCGGAAUUGAAAUGUGUGUGGAGAAAAAACGGAAAAAUUGUAAAGGUCGUGUUCAGCCAGAGCCUGGAUAUCAUAAGAAUUCGUGGUGUUUUCAGCGUCUCGCUGAUCUGCUCAUGGAAAAAUCUCAUUCCGGUGAAUUUGAAACUCGACAUGGCAUCAUUCAAUAGAAAUGGCUUACUAGUGCAGGACGAUGCAAAGACACCCACAGAAGCCAAAGAGCGGGGAUUCGUAUCUGCUGCUUAUGCUUGUAGCAGUCAAGAGCGCAACGAUUGGUGA